Messenger RNA from Trachymyrmex septentrionalis, 1406 nucleotides. RefSeq names its product glutenin, high molecular weight subunit DX5-like. The coding region runs from base 132 to 1031 and encodes 299 amino acids. NCBI's taxonomy places the organism in Eukaryota, Metazoa, Arthropoda, Insecta, Hymenoptera, Formicidae. The transcript has 2 exons. The record is from RefSeq and is a predicted model, not a curated record.
UUGCUACCUUGGCACUUCAGUUUCGAACGGUGAAUCGCACAAUCAUUAAAUCUCCCAGUCCCGUUGGAUACCAUUGGUGAAAUCCUCGUGUAUUUAUUGAUUCAGUAAACGCCUUGAUAUAUUCGAUAAUCAUGUUGAAAUAUACUAUACUCUUCGCUACUGUGUUCUACAUGGUGCAGUCGCAACGACCAUGGCACGCUGGUACCGGUAAUCGUCUGCCUCAGGUUCUACCUCAAUAUAUUGACGAGCGAAUAGCAGCGGAGCAAGCGACUCAAGCAGGUCAAGCAGCUCAAGGAGAUCAAAUAAUCCCAGUGGGUCAAGGAACUCAAGGAAUUCCAGUGGGUCAAGGAGUUCAAGGAAUUCCAGCGGCCCAAGGGAUACAGGGAAUCCCAUUGGGCCAAGGGGCUCAGGGAAUUCCAGUAGGUCAAGGGACUCAAGGAAUUCCAAUAGGUCAAGGAGCUCAAGGAAUUCCAGUAGGUCAAGGAACUCAAGGAAUUCCAGCGGGCCAAGGAACACAAGGAAUUCCAGUGGGCCAAGGGACACAGGGAAUCCCAUUGGGCCAAGGGGCUCAAGGAAUUCCAGUAGGUCAAGGAGCUCAAGGAAUUCCAGUAGGUCAAGGAGCUCAAGGAAUUCCAGUAGGUCAAGGAGUUCAAGAAAUUCCAGUGCGUCAAGGAUCUCAAGGAAUUCCAAUGUAUCAAGGAUCUUAUGGAAUUCCAACGUAUCAAGGAGCUCAAGGAGCAUAUCAAGGGAGUCACAUUGGUACCGAUAGCACGCUGCUUGGAAAUCGAAUAGGUGAAGAGAGUGCAGCUGCAGCUACACCGUCCCUAAGCACAACUAUAAAUCCAGCUGAUUUACCAGUCGAUGCUCACGGCGACAUUGACUUGAUAAAUAGGAUCAAGACCUGGCCGAGAGACAAGCAACCAUUUUGGUACAUUAACUGGCAGGCGAUUCAAGCCCAUCGUGGCGACGUGAACAACACCGCCCGGCCAGCCCAAACGCAACCGAAUUCAAGAUCGUUUUUCGCCGGUUAAGACGUCGAAUGAAUUGUAAAUCGAAUAACCAACAAGACUGUAAAUUUAAGCAUUUGUUUCUAAUAAUAGGAUAAGGACUCAAUCGUCGAUGUAUAUUUAUGACCGUUGAUGACGACAGCGGUUAUUCCUAGUCAAAACCGUCUCUUUGGAAAAAUAUGCGAUUUCAUGUUUCGAAGAGUCGUCAAUCAGGAUUAUUACAUCGAUCCGGUCUCUCGAGGAUAGAAGAUUCGAAGGCGAUCGAAAUAAAUGUCACGUGAUUAUGCGAAUUUGCAUGACUUGCCUCCAUAAUAGAAUUAGUGAUCAAAUUUUUAUACAAAAAAAUAGAAAUGACGAUAUUAUGUGAAAGUUCAGCCAGAAAAUAAAUUUUAGUACUUC